Messenger RNA from Chiloscyllium plagiosum (whitespotted bambooshark), 7819 nucleotides. NCBI's taxonomy places the organism in Eukaryota, Metazoa, Chordata, Chondrichthyes, Orectolobiformes, Hemiscylliidae. The record is from RefSeq and is a predicted model, not a curated record.
CUAUAGGGACUGAAAACCAAGUGAGGAGAUGAAGGAUUGUACUGUACUAGGAAGUACAGAAGGAUAGAUUCCACAGAUAUAUCCUGACCGUGACUCAAAGAACAACUGCACAACUGUGGGAAGACAUCCAGUCCCUUCACAGCAUUGCUCAACACAGAGAAGGUUCAGCAGUGAAACCAUCCUCUGGAAAUUGAUCAGGCCAGGGGAGCUUUGACAUAUCAUCAGAUCUGAAACUGGUCAGUGGUGUGGAGCCUUCCAUCAGAAGCAACCUUUCUGAAGAGAUGGGACUGAGGAGAAGUGAUGAGACUCAGGAUGAGACUGAGAAGAAGUGUGAGUGGACUCCAAUUUGGUGAGAGCUUCAAUCAUUCAUUGAGCCACAUGAACUAGUGAUUCAUUCUGGAAGUGAGAGAUUGCUCAAAUACCAGGGAUCUGAAGAGUCCCGGAGCGUGAUAUGAUCUCUUUACGUACAAAGUACUUUUGUUGUAUAAAUGUUAACAAAAGAACAGCUACAUGGAAAAGAAACCAUUCAUAUGUGAGAUGUGUAACAAAUCUUUCUCAGACUCAUCGAACCUACGCACACACCAUCGCACUCACACAGGGGAGAAACCAUUCCAGUGUGAGGUGUGCAGCAAGUCAUUCUCAGUGUUUUCAAACCUCCAUAGACACCAACGUAUUCACACAGGGGAGAAACCUUUCAGAUGUGACGAGUGUAACAAAUCAUUCUCACAGUCAGAGAGCCUCCUCAGACACCAACGCAUCCACACAGGGGAGAAGCAUUUCACAUGCAAAGUGUGUGACAAAUCAUUCUCACAGUCAGUAAGCCUCCACACACACCAGCAUAUUCACACGGGAGAGAAACCAUUCCGGUGUGAGGUGUGUGACAAAUCAUUCUCAAGGUCAUCAGAACUCUUGCUCCAUCAAAGGAUCCAUACGGGGGAAAAACCAUUUACAUGUGAAGUGUGCAAGAAAUCAUUCUCAAGAUUAUCAAUCCUCCAUGUCCAUCAGAGGAUUCACUCAGGCGAAAAACUGUUCAAGUGUCAGACUUGCGACAAAGCAUUCUUCCAGUCAUCUGCCCUCCUCGUGCACCAACAUAUACACACAGGGGAGAAACCAUUCACAUGUGAAGUGUGUGAGAAAUCAUUCCAAAAUUCAUCAAACCUCCAUGUACAUCAACGCAUUCACACAGGGGAGAAACCAUUCACAUGUGACGUGUGCGACAAAUCGUUCCCAGAUUCAUCAAACCUCCGCAAACAUGAACGCAUUCACACAGGAGAGAAACCAUUCAGGUGUGAGAUGUGUGACAAGGCUUUCACACAGACUGUGCAUUUGUUGGUCCAUCAACGCACUCAUGCAAUGGAAAAACCAUACUACAUGGAAGAGAAACCCUUCAAGUGUGAUGUGUGUGAUCAGGCUUUCAGACAGUCAUCGGUAUUUGUAAACCACCGCCGCAUCCACACUGGGGAGAAGCCUUUCAAGUGUGAGGAAUGUAACAAAAGCUUUGCACGGUCAUCGGGCCUGGUUAAUCAUCAGCCUGUACACACUGGGAAGAAACCAUUCGCAUGCAAGGUGUGUAACAAAUCAUUCUCAUGGUCAUCAGAUCUUCGCACACACCAACGCACUCACACAGGGGAGAAACCCUUCACGUGCGAAGUGUGUGACAAAUCGUUCUCACAAUCCGGGAACCUCCGUACACACCGACGCAUUCACACAGGGGAGAAACUGUUCAUCUGUGAGAUAUGUGAAAAAUCAUUCUCGCAGUUAGGGAACCUCCGUACACACCAACGCAUUCACACUGGGGAGAAACCAUUCACAUGUGAUGUGUGUGACAAAUCAUUUUCCUAUUCGUCGGCCCUCCAUGUUCACCAACGCAUUCAUACAGGGGAGAAGCCAUAUAUCUGUGAUACGUGUGAUAAACCAUUCUCACAGUCAUCAAAGCUUCUUGCUCACCAACAAAUUCACACAGGGGAGAAACCAUUCAAGUGCGAAGUGUGUGACAAAUCAUUCUCAGAUUCAUCAACCCUCCUACUCCAUCAAAUGAUUCACACAGGAGAGAAACCAUUCACAUGUGAGGUGUGUGACAAAUCAUUCUCACAGCUAGGAAACCUCCGCAGACACCAACGUAUUCACACAGGGGAGAAAGCAUUUAUGUGUAAGGUGUGUGACAAAUCAUUCUCUGACUCAUCAACUCUCCUGCUCCAUCACAGCAUUCACACCGGGGAGAAACCAUUCACGUGCAAGGUGUGUGAUAAAUCAUUCUCACAGUUGGGAAAUCUCCGUAGACACCAACGCACUCACACAGGGGAGAAAUCAUUCAUACGUGAUGCACGUAUCAAAUCAUUCUCACAGACAAUGCACCUUCACAGAUAUGAACACAUUCACACAGGGGAGAAACUAUUCAAAUGUGAGGUGUGUGCAAAAUCAUUCUCUGACUCAUCAAGCCUUCUGCUCCAUCAAAGGAUCCACACAGGGGAGAAACCAUUCACAUGUGAGAUGUGCAACAAAUCAUUCUCACAGUUGGGAAACCUCCGCAGACACCAACGUAUUCACACAGGGGAGAAAUUGUUCACAUGUGAGCUAUGUGACAAAUCAUUCUCCGCCUCCUCAAGCCUCCUGCUCCAUCACAGCAUUCACAAUGGGGAGAAACCAUUCAGGUGCAAUAUAUGUGACAGAUCAUUCUCACAACUGGGGAACCUCCACAGACAUCAACGCGUCCACACGCUGAGCCGGGACAUUGGGCUAGGCAAUGAGUUUGUGGAGGACAAAAGGAAGGGAAUACACGAGUCAGAAGAGCUCAGCAGGUCAUUGAGAUUUGUCAACAUGCAAGAUCCAUCUGUGGUAACAGAGCUAAACAACUACAUGGAGAAGAAACCAUUCAAGUGUGAGGUGUGUGACCGAGCCUUUUCACAUCCAUCAACGCUCAUGCAACACCGACGCAUUCAUACAGGGGAGAAACCAUUCACGUGUGAGGUGUGUGACAAAUCAUUCUCACGGUCAUCACACUUUCGUGUACACCAACGUAUUCACACUGGGGAGAAACCAUUCACCUGUGAGGUGUGCAGCAAAUCCUUCUCAGAGUCAGCGACCCUCCGCAAACAUCAACGCAUUCACACAGGGGAGAAACCAUUCACGUGUGAGGUAUGUGAUAAAUCAUUCUCACGGUCAUCAAUCCUCCGUGCACACCAACAUACUCACAGUGGGGAGAAGCUGUUCAUCUGCAAGGUGUGUCAUAAAGCCUUCACGCUGUCAUCAAACCUCAUGCGACAUCAGACAGUGCACACUGGGGAGAAACCCUUCAAGUGUGAGGUGUGUGACAAAGCUUUUGCAAUAUCGACAAGGCUCCUCAUUCACCAGAGCAUACAUACAGAAGAGAAACCCUUUCGGUGUGAGGUUUGUGAGAUGGCUUUCACCCAGUAUUCCCAUCUCCUGACACACCAGAGGAUUCACACAGGGGAGAAACCAUUUAAGUGUGAGGUGUGUGAACGAGCCUUCACACAGUCAUCGACCCUCAUGCAACAUCGACGCAUUCACACUGGGGAGAAACCAUUCACAUGUGAAGUCUGCAACAAAUCAUUCUCGCAGCUAACAAAUCUCCGUGCACACCAGCGCAUUCACACAGGGGAGAAACCGUUCAGAUGCCAAUUGUGUGACAAAUCAUUCUCGCGGUCAUCAACCCUCCGUGACCAUCAGCGCAUCCAUACAGGGGAGAAGCCAUUUACAUGUGAGAUGUGUGACAAAGCCUUCAGACACUUUUCGACACUCCUAGUUCAUCAGAGAAUCCACACAGAGAACUACAUGAAAGAGAAAUCAUUCAAUUGUGAGGUGUGCCACAAAGCUUUUAGAAAGUCAUCAACCCUCAUGAAUCACACAGAAGAGAACCAGAUUGAGCAUGAUGUGUGUGAUCAGGUGUUUGCACAACCAUCAGGCCUGCACAUUCCCCAGCAAACUCAUUCUGUGGGGAAACAAUAUAUGUAUGAGAUGUGUGACAAAUCAUUCUCUGAGUCUUUAACCCUGCGCAGACAUCAACGCAUUCACACCAAGGAAAAGCUUUUCAUGUGUAAGGUGUGUGACAAAUCAUUCACACAGUCAUCGAACCUGCUUGUACACCAACGCAUUCACACUGGAGAGAAACCAUUCACGUGCAGCGUGUGUGUCAGAUCAUUCUCAAACCUAUCAACCUUGAACAAACACCAGCUAAUUCACACAGGCGAGAAACCGUUCUCAUGUAAGGCGUGUGGUAAAUCCUUUGUGCAGUCAUCGACCCUCCGAGUGCACCAACGUACUCACACCGGGGAGAAACCAUUCAAAUGUGAGUUGUGUGAGAAAUCAUUCUCGGCAUCAUCAAGUCUCUGUAAACACCAACGGAUCCACAGUGGGGAGAGACCAUUCACAUGUGAGGUGUGUGAGAAAUCAUUCUCAUCAUCAUCAAACCUCUACUCACAUCACCGCAUUCACACAGGGGAGAAACCUUUCAAGUGCAAGGUGUGUGACAAAUCAUUUACAGAGUCUUCGACCCUGCACAGACACCAACGCAUUCACUCAAGUGAAAAGCCUUUUACAUGUGAGGUGUGUAACAAAUCAUUUGCGCAGUUAUCAAUCCUGCUUGUGCACAAACGCAUUCACACUGGGGAGAAACCAUUCACUUGCAAUGUGUGUAUCAAAUCAUUCUCAAACUUAUCAACUCUGAACAAUCAUCAACACAUUCACACAGGUGAGAAACCAUUCUCGUGCAAGAUGUGCGGUAAGUCUUUUGCACAAUCAUCGAGCCUCCUUGUGCACCAACAUAUUCACACGGGGGAGAAACCAUUCACGUGCAAAGUGUGUGUCAAAUCAUUCUCCAGUUCAUCAACCUACCGUUUACAUGAACGUAUUCACAGUGGGGAGAAACCAUUCAAAUGUGAGGUGUGUGACAAAUCAUUCUCAGCCUCAUCAAGCCUCCGUGUACAUCAACGUAUUCACACAGGGGAGAAACUAUUUACGUGUGAGGUGCAUGGUAAAUCAUUCCCUACUUCAUCGCGACUCCUGCUUCAUCAGAGGAUUCACACGCAGGAGAAACCAUUCACAUGUAAGGUGUGUGAUAAAUCAUUCUCGGUGUCAUCGCGCCUCCAUGUACACCAACGUAUUCAUACAGGGGAGAAACCUUUCAAGUGUGAUGUAUGCAAUAAAUCAUUCUCACAGACAUUGACUCUGCGUCUACACCAAAGGAUUCACACAGGGGAGAAACCAUUCACAUGUAAGGUGUGUGAUAAAUCAUUUUCACAGCCAGAGAACCUCCGCAGACACCACCGCGUUCACACAGAGAAACCAUUCACGUGUGAAGUGUGUGACAAAUCAUUCUUGGACUCAUCAAGACUCCUAUUCCAUCAGAGGAUUCACAUGGGAGAGAAACCAUUCAGAUGUGAGGUGUGUGGCAAAUUAUUCUCGUCAUCAUCAAAUCUCUGCUCACAUCAACAGGUUCACCCAAAGGAGAAACCUUUCAAGUGUGAGAUGUGUGACAAAACUUUCCCACACUCAAAAUUGCUCUGCACUCACCAACAAACCCACACAGGAGAGAGCCAAAUCAACCAAGUUGUAAGUACGUUUAGGACAACAUGGCAUCACCGGGAAAAGGGGGAGAAAGCGGAGCUGGUCCGCUUGGAUCCCGGCAUGAAAAACCAAAUCUUUACUCAGUUGUCAAUGCUUAUGACUGAUCGACGUAUUCGCACAGGGGAGAAAAUAUUCACAUGUGAGGUUUGUGGCAAAUCAUUCUCGCAAUUGGGGAAUCUCCACACACACCAACGCACUCACACAGGGGAGAAACCAUUCACGUGUGAGGAAUGUGACAAAUCAUUCUCAGAGUCAUCAAAACUCCGUGCACACCAACGCAUUCAUACAGGGGAGAAACCAUUUACAUGUGAAGUGUGUGACAAAUCAUUCUCACACUCAUCCACCCUCCGCAAACACCGACGUAUUCACACUGGAGAAAAGCCAUUCAUGUGUAAGGCAUGUGACAAGUCAUUCUCUCACUCGUUGACCCUUCGCAUACACCGAAGGGUUCACACAGGAGAGAAACCGUUCACGUGUGAGGUGUGUGAUAAAUCAUUCUUACACUCAUCUAAUCUCCGUGCACACCAACGCAUUCACACAGGGGAGAAACCAUUCCCCUGCGAAGUGUGUGAUAAAUCAUUCUCAGAUUCAUCCACUCUCCGUGCACAUCAACGUGUACACACGGGGGAGAAACCAUUCACAUGUGAGGUAUGCGACAAAUUAUUCUCAGACUCAUCAAACCUUCGCAAACACCAGCGGAUUCACACAGGGGAGAAACCAUUCACAUGCGAGGUAUGCAAAAAAUCAUUCUCAACUUCAUCCACACUUCGCACACACCAACGUAUUCACACAGGGGAGAAACCAUUCAUAUGUGAGAUAUGUGAAAAAUCAUUCUCGCAGUCAUCGAACCUCCGCACACACGAAUGUAUUCAUGCAGAGCAGAGACCAUUUACCUGCGAGAUGUGUGAUAAAUCAUUCCCAAGGUCCUCGAAGCUCCUGGUCCAUCAGAAGAUCCACACUGGGAAGUCUUCCUCUGGAUUCAAACUCUGGUUUCCUUCUCAAAGGCAGGUCUACGAACAUUCAGAAGGAUUGCACCGUACUACACCAGAGAGGGUGCACAGCACAGAUAGAUCCGAACUAUCAUCCAAGGAACAACUGCACAACGACAUGAACGAGAAACCAGUUGAGUAUGAGGAACAUGACCAGGAUUGCACACAGACAUCAACAGUCAUGAAUCACCAACAUAUUCAAGGAGAUGAGAAACUAUUCAGGUGUGAGUUGUGUGAAAAGGCAUUCUCGAAAUCGUGGAACCUCCACAGGCACCGACGCACACACACCGGAGAGAAACCCUUCACAUGUGAGGUCUGUGACCAAUCCUUUGCACAGUUAUCAACCCUUCACACACACCGGCGCAUUCACACAGGGGAGAGACCAUUCAAUUGCAACGUGUGUAAUAAAUCAUUCUCACAUUCAUCCACUCUCCGUGAACACCAACGCAUUCACACAGGAGAGAAACCAUUCAAAUGUGAUGUGUGCAACAAAUCAUUCUUGGACUCAUCAUCACUCCGUGUACAUCAACGUGUUCACACUGGAGAGAAACCAUUCACAUGUGAGGUGUGUGAUAAAUCAUUUGCACAGUUAUCGACACUACGUGCACACCAACGUAUUCACACCGGGGAGAAACCAGUCAAGUGUGAAGUGUGUGAUAAAUCCUUUUCACAGUUAGGGAGUCUUCUGGUCCAUCAGAAGAUCCACACAGGGGAGAAACCCUUCAAGUGUGAGGUUUGUGGUAAAGCUUUUGUGAGAUCUUCAAGCCUCCUGAUACACCAGAUGAUUCACACUGGAGAGAAACCCUUCCAAUGUGGGGCUUGUGAAAUGUCUUUCAUCCAGUCCUCUGAUCUCCUGAGGCACCAGAGGAUUCACACAGGAGAGAAACCCUUCAAAUGUGACCUGUGUGACCGAGCCUUCAGACAGUUAUCGACCCUUGUGGAUCACCGGCGUAUUCACACGGGGGAGAAACAAUUCCCAUGUGAGGUGUGUGACAAAUCUUUCUCGAGGUCCUCGUACCACCUGCGACAUCAAAGGAUUCACACGGGAGUGAUCUUUCAGCUGAGGAGUUUAUGAAAAUUCUUUCACUAAAUCUCCAAUUUGCUAAAACAUCAACGGCGUCACAUUGAUGAGAAAUGAAGGAGUUUUUUUAUCUGUGUUAGUUCCGCCAUGAAGACUCCACACAAUUGUUGAAUCUCUCACAGCAGUGCUUUUCAAAGCUUUUACGAUUGUAACCCAUUUUGAGAGU